Molecule: messenger RNA, 1015 nt
Organism: Agrilus planipennis (emerald ash borer)
Lineage: Eukaryota; Metazoa; Arthropoda; Insecta; Coleoptera; Buprestidae
Product: brachyurin-like
Exons: 7
Coding region: 173-1015 (280 amino acids)
Biological process (GO): proteolysis
Molecular function (GO): serine-type endopeptidase activity
Source: RefSeq, a predicted model, not a curated record
AUUGUGAUCGUGUUAUCAAGUGGACUUCGUGAAGUGCUUUAAGAAACAUGUUUCACCAGCAUUAACACUGGGAAUCCACUUUUAACCCCAACUAUCAUGGCCUUAGGAUUUCGAUAUAAAAGAGAAAACCGUUACCAAAGUUAGCAACUAAACAAAUACGUCUACCUUAAACAUGUUGUACAUAAUAGUCAUCUUAAAUUUUCUAACUUUAAUUCAGUGCCAAAUGAACCUAGUGACAAUCACACCCAAUCAUCCCGAUCCCCUGUUCAAUGGAUCGCCAGCUCCUCCCGCAAUUGCUGCGAGGAUAGUUGGUGGAGAAGAAGCGCGACCUAAUUCUCUACCCUAUCAGGCCGCACUUGUAAUAAAUACAAAAAAUGGAGUAUUCUUUUGUGGGGGUUCCCUAAUAUCUACCAUGCAUGUUCUUACUGCUGCUCAUUGUGUCGAUGGUGCUGAAAAGGUCGAAGUGAUUCUUGGGGCCCAUAACAUUAGAGAGCUCGAGCCAACACAGAGACGUUACAUAACCUCGAAAUUUAUUAUUCAUCCUGAAUGGGACUCGUACUAUCUAACAAACGACAUUGCUCUGGUUGUCUUGCCAGAACAUGUGCCUUUAUCCAGACAUAUCCAAGUUGUUGCUUUACCAUCGCUAUCCGAAGCGAGAAGUACCUUUAGGGGAAUGACUGGGAUAAUAAGUGGCUGGGGAAGGGCAUCAGAUGAAAAUAAGAAAAUCAGUAAUGUGCUUCGACUGGUCGAAACGGACGUCAUUAGUAAUCACUGGUGUAACGUUCAAUAUUUGGGUAUUAUCAAAUCCACCCAGAUUUGUACAUCAGGAGAUUUAGGGAAGAACACUUGCAACGGAGAUUCAGGAGGACCUUUAGUAGUUAAUAAUCGACAGGUUGGUAUAGUAUCAUUCGGAGUGGCAUUUGGAUGCCAAGUAGGUUGGCCAGCAGUGUUUACUAGAGUUGGAAAUUAUUUAGUUUGGAUAUCCAAAUCGACUGGAAUUUCUAUCAGAAUUUAG